Messenger RNA from Lotus japonicus, 2540 nucleotides. RefSeq lists its product as uncharacterized. The transcript has 9 exons. Gene Ontology annotation, molecular function: ATP binding; protein serine/threonine kinase activity. Bases 276 to 2339 code for a protein of 687 amino acids. The record is from RefSeq and is a predicted model, not a curated record. NCBI's taxonomy places the organism in Eukaryota, Viridiplantae, Streptophyta, Magnoliopsida, Fabales, Fabaceae. Gene Ontology annotation, cellular component: cytoplasm. Gene Ontology annotation, biological process: protein phosphorylation.
UUCAUAUACCACCCUUCACGCGUUUCCUCUCUUUUUUCACUUGGCAAGCGAAAUCUGAAGCAACAGUAGCAGCAGUUGCAAGCUCAAUCCCUUGCUUCAAUGGCGCACUGUUAGAUUCGCUUCGAUUCCGAUUCUCGACUAAUUUCUCGAUCGCUCGAUCAUCGACUGAUUGAGUGCGUGUUCUAUUGGAUUUGAGCUGAAUUUCGGAUUGGAGGAUCUUGAAAAGCCAUAGAGGUGGAAAUUUUCUAGCAUCCGAGUCUAUUUUUCCUGAAAAUAUGUGGAGAUUUAAGCCAUUCAUGCAUAAAGAGCCAACUGGUCUAGAAGGCCGUUCGAUAGAUAUUGGAAAUCUUAAAAUAAAUGUCCAAAAGGCCAUUGCUGAAGGAGGGUUCUCCUGUGUAUACUUAGCUCGUGAUGCUGUACAUAUGUCUAAACAAUAUGCUUUGAAGCACAUAAUAUGCAAUGAUGAAGAAUCACUUGGAUUGGUAAAGAAGGAGAUAUCUGUGAUUAAGUCACUGGUAGGACAUCCUAAUGUCGUCACACUUCUUGCACAUACAAUCUUUGAUAUGGGCAGGACAAAAGAGGCAUUCCUUGUAAUGGAAUUUUGUGAGAAGUCUCUUGUUAAUGUGUUGGAGAGCCGAGGAGCUGGUUAUUUUGAUGAGAAGCAGGUUUUUGUAAUCUUUAGAGAUGUAUGUAAUGCAGUUUUUGCUAUGCACUGCCAGUCCCCGCCUAUUGCUCACCGAGACUUGAAAGCAGAGAAUCUUUUAUUAGGUUCAGAUGGUUUAUGGAAGUUGUGUGAUUUUGGAAGCACUUCCACCAAUCACAAACGAUUUGAGAAGCCAGAAGAAAUGGGGAUUGAGGAAGACAAUAUCAGGAAGUACACAACCCCUGCCUACAGGGCCCCUGAGAUGUGGGAUCUGUUCCUGAAAGAAGUAAUUAAUGAGAAGGUGGACAUAUGGGCACUUGGAUGUCUCCUUUUUCGUAUAUGCUACUUCAAAAGUGCAUUUGAUGGGGAAUCAAAGCUCCAAGUUUUAAAUGGAAACUACCGCAUUCCUGAUGUACCUAAAUACAGUUCAUAUGUCACGGACUUGAUCAGAGACAUGCUUCAAGCUAAACCAGAUGACAGACCAGAUAUCACGCAGGUCUGGUUUCGUGUUAAUGAGCAGCUACCAACUAAUUUACAAAAGUCAUUACCUGACAGGCCACCUGAAUUGCCUUCUUCCAACAAUCACGAAGGUGCAUCCAUAUCCACAAACAAAUCAUCUCCCAUGCCUCGAAGGAAUCCACCUCCUCCACCUUCAGUUGUAGAACCCAAAACUACACCUCAGGCAUCUCUUGCUUCUAAGGGAGGGGGAAGUAGUGGGCCGCUUGGUGCUUUCUGGUCCACUCAGCAUGCAAAUGAUUCACUUGUUCCUGAGGAAAAGAGUAAACCUAUAUAUGAUGAACCAUCUAGCCAGCAUAUGUCAUCAAAACAUGAUAGAGUUCAUCUGGAAAAUGAUCAAGUACCUAAAAAAAUUAAUACUAACAAAGGGGGUACCACACAAACUCAUACUGUAAAAAGCAGUGUACAUGGAAAACCUCACAAGCCAGAUACCAAAUCUUCCAAGGACUUCGAAAUAAAUUUUUUUCAGGACAAAGAUAAUGCAAAUCAGAGGCGAGUGUCAAAUAUGGAGAAUAAUACUAACUUUCAAGACCAGGCUUUUAAUACUUUUGUUGCUGAAUUUGAUACCACUAAGCUCAACUCUGGGCUUGGUAACAAAUCUGAAAGGGAAGAAGCAUUAGAGGCUGAGGUGGAGAAACUCAGAGAGCAGCUGAAGGAAGCUAACUUGGAGAAAGCUGAAAUAACUUCAAAGUAUGAAAAGCUUUCUGCUAUUUGCAGAUCCCAAAGGCAAGAAUUGCAGGAUCUCAAGCAAGCACUUGCAACAAGGACUCCAUCACAGAGUAGAGAGGGUUUAAAAACUUCUCCUGGAAUUACCUCAUCUCCAUCUGAGCUGCAGAGGCAGAAGAUUGGUGGGACUGCAGAAAGUGAAUUGAAAACUCCUAGUUCAGAACCAAAGUCAUGGCAAGCUUUUCCGGAGGAACCUGGACCAGUAAAGUCCCUUUCAGCUGACAAUGCUACAAAAUCUGUCAGGACAAAAAAUGGUCCCCAGAACAAGCAACCUACUCAACUAGCUUCUGACUUUGAUUCAUGGGGUUUUGGCGCAGAUAAGUUCAGUGCUGUACGUGCUGGAAGCCCUCAGAUGCCAAGACCUGGUGAAGGGAGUAAAGCUCAGCUUUUUGGUAAUCCAAAGGCCUCUGAGAGCAAGUCAGCUUCUCAACCAGCCGGAUGGGCAGGCUUUUAGCUAUGGGAAAAGCUGUAAGGGAUCUUGCAUCUGAGACAUUUAUUGUAUCCCACAUGGAGAAGUAAAAUGAGUGAAAACUUAAUAUGUUCUAGUAUGUUAGAUUCAUGUGGUUGAAUUUGUUUCCUGUUCAUGCUAUGAAAUAGUAAAUGUUUUUCUGGACCAAAUCUAUUUUUGGGUUAUAGCAUUGAUUUUCAUUUUGUA